AUGAUUGCGGAUCAGGUUGUGACGUCUCUGGUCGCGGCUAUCACGUCUCUUGGGGCAUCCGCAGGGGCAGCUGCCGCUUUACGGACCCGGAACGCUGAUGUCAGUGUUUCUGAGCUCGUAUUGCCUCCUAUGCCUAGCGAGGCCAUGAAGCGUCAAAGGAAGGGCAGUACAGCGUCCCCCUCAAUAUGCUCCGGAAUGCCGCGGAGGCGGAUGUUCCUCCUCCUGUGUCUGGACUCCAUCACUAACAUCGACUUGGAGUGGAUGAAAUACUAUGGCUCUAUACAAUUUCCAAAGAAAGAGAAGAUGUUCUGCAUUGGAAGCUCACUAAUUCAGAGACCGUCACCUGUAUGUGUCCCAUCACGCUUGUUCUCUAGGCAAAAAGAGCCACAAAGGUAUGUUAUGGAGAAUGGUGUUCAUUUCCAGUAUGUGCAGGGUGAGAAGUACCCACAAUGGAUAAGAAAGGAAUUCAAACAUAUGAACAAGAAAGAGAAACAGACACAGUCACAGUUUAGAGUUUGUGGUGCAAGCUUAAAUCUUCAGGAGAGGCCCAAGAGUCAAGAGAGGGAAUCAUACACAAAAAAGAGCCAGGCUUUGGGGAGAGCACAGACUGGACACUUCCAACCUGGAUAUCACAAGAAUGCUCAACAUGGGACCAAAGGUCCACUUGGUGGUAUCACUUUUGGAAAUAAUAGUUUGUACAUAGGCAAUAUCAAAUCACUUGAAGACUUCCCGAAUGAUACUCGUGGAGAAAAAAUUCAGACCACCACACUGCACCUUUACCUUCCAAAAGUUGAAUCAGAAGCAGACACAGCUAGGAAUGAAGAAAGUAAUGCAGAACAUAUUAUAACAGAUACUAAUGUAGAAGACAUCUUUGAAAUAUUUAAUGUAAACCUUCCAAAGUUGCCAUCACAAAACCAAUCAAGGCAAACAAGACAAAAGGCAGCAAUGACCACAUUUAACACCUCUGAGCAUUAUAGAGGAGAAAGGAAAUGGGUGAUUGCACGGCAAACAAAUGUGUGUCCACUGCUUGAUAACAAAAACAAGAAGGAAAAUACUAUAACCAUCAAUAACACAAGCUGUAAUAAAUAUAUCCAAAGAGCAACUUGUAAUGUUGGAUACAGGUUAGGAGCUUAUUACACAGACAAUGCAUCAGAAAUAUCAGAACAUGGACUGAAGGUCAAGGCACUAUCAUUGAGCAAGGAAGAACCAAGAGUUCCAAACACAUCACCUGUCACCUGUCGAUGUGAAAGAUAGAAACAGGAAUACUGCAAAUUAAGAGCAUCAAUGUAAAUACAUCUACAAAGCUACCAGUUUUUAUUUCACUGCUGCAUAUAAAGUAUGACCUACAAAGCCUUAUACAGAAUCAUAUGCAAUGAUUAUUUUAAACCCUAGUCUACAGAAUUCUGUUCUUUCAUGGUUAUUAUCUUGUCUGUCCCAAUGCUCUUUCUACAAGGCUGUUCCUAUGCGCCCUUAUCCAUCUUUGAGUUGAUAACUGCAUGUUUUCUGAAUCUCAUAUUAUUAAAAAAAACAUGUAUAUAGGGUUUCCAUAACUGCAUAUAAAAUUUGUUUAUUGCAAAACAUUUAAUUUGCAAAUUAUGCCACAAAUACAGUGCAGUUGCUUGACACGGUAGCACCAGGAGAUGUGACAAUGUGAGCAUCUGAGUGCUGGAUACAGAGGUACUAACUCUUUGUAUUC
Messenger RNA from Pelobates fuscus (common spadefoot toad), 1696 nucleotides. RefSeq lists its product as uncharacterized. The coding region runs from base 1 to 1254 and encodes 417 amino acids. The transcript has 6 exons. NCBI's taxonomy places the organism in Eukaryota, Metazoa, Chordata, Amphibia, Anura, Pelobatidae. The record is from RefSeq and is a predicted model, not a curated record.